GUGCACAGGGAGGAGGAGCAGCACAUCCCACCCAGCAGGGCAGCAGUGCUUGUGAGCAUUUCUGGAAUCCAAGCUCUUCCCACAGAAGGAGGGACAGAGCAGGCAGCAGACACCAUGGAGACCCCUUCAGCCCCUGCCCACAGAGGACUUGCCCACAGGCAGGGGCUCCUGCUGGCUGCCUCACUCCUAACCCUCUGGAGCCUGCCCACCAUUGCCCAGCUCACUAUUGAGUCAGUGCCACCCAAUGCUGCCGAAGGGAAGGAUGUGCUUCUCCGUGUCCACAAUCUGCCUGGGGAUGCUGCACGCUAUACCUGGUACAAAGGGGAAAUAGCCGACAGCAGCCGUCAAAUUGUUUCAUAUAAAAUAGACACUCAAACAACUACCUUCGGGCCUGCAAACAGUGGUAGAGAGACAAUAUACCCCAAUGGAUCCCUGCUGUUCCAGAACGUCACCCUGAAGGACACAGGAUACUACACCCUUCUAGCCACAGACAACGAUUUAAAUAGCAUGCAAGUAACCGGACAGCUCCGUGUAUACCGUGAGUGA
Myotis davidii is the source of this 546-nucleotide messenger RNA. Its product is annotated as carcinoembryonic antigen-related cell adhesion molecule 1. Gene Ontology annotation, cellular component: cell surface; plasma membrane. Gene Ontology annotation, molecular function: protein tyrosine kinase binding. Lineage: Eukaryota; Metazoa; Chordata; Mammalia; Chiroptera; Vespertilionidae. Gene Ontology annotation, biological process: regulation of immune system process; signal transduction. The record is from RefSeq and is a predicted model, not a curated record. The coding region runs from base 115 to 546 and encodes 143 amino acids. The transcript is spliced from 2 exons.